AGCAGCUUUUUUUUACAACCCAACUAUCAAUAGAAAAAUCCAUAAGUAGAAGUUUUAAUGCUGUCUCCGUCAUCGUUCUAUGGUUUUUCCAUCCUGAUCCAUUCCACGAACCUCCGGUCCAGAAGAAACAAUGAAAAUGCGUCCCGGCUUUCUCGCCGGUACCGGGAAAAACGGCUUGCUUUCCGUUGCCCCGGAUCAGCCUGCUGAUUCCUCGUCGAGUUCUCAAGGCCUUAAACCUUCGAAAAUAAAGAACGGCAUCAGUGCUGUUCCACGACCAACAAGGAGAAUCUGGGAUGAGACGUUGGUGCUUGACUUUCAGCGAGUGCUUCUGAAGCUUCUAUCCGAAAAGGGCCUACAGCUGGAGCUGCAAAAGCGCCUGCGGUACGGUACUGGAGCGAAGGAGAUGCCCACGCACAGCUCUUGCCAAGCGGAAGCGUCGAAUUACGACAAGCUGUGCGAUACGGAGAAGGUGAAUUGUAUGGAAGGGUCAGCAUGUUGGAAAUUUCAAUUUUCAAAGUUGGAAGAUGAACUACUUGCCGUGCAUAGAAUUUGAAUUGCGAGUACAUGCUGCAGAUGCAAGGUCGUGGUGCCCUCGGUGUUUCACUGGAGACGACCUUCGCCUCAGAUUGUAUGCCUGUCCAGGCUCAUCCGCAUGAAUAUAGCACGACAAUGACAAUAGCCCUUGUUGUAGCUUUCGCUCUAAACGGCACGUUGACGGAUUGGCUUCCCGCGUCUGGAAAAACAGUAACGCACCGCAGCAUAGAACUAGAAGUUGCGGACCCACUGAUUCCAGUGGGUACUACCGUUUUAUGCGUCGCAAUUCAUUUGAGCUUUGUCGAUUAAAAAUUUUCUAGCGACCUAGCGCUUCCAUAACAUGUGAUUUUUGCGCGUCGUGUUCCGCGUUCGACUUCGAUCCGGAGGAAAUUCUCGUUUGCCGAGAUGUCGUAGACGACGAGGAGGAGGAGGACGGCGAUGUCAGAAUCAGUGCCGCUGGUGGUGGAGCUCCAGCUUCCAGCGGCAGCCGUACAACCGUACUAUCAGCGAGCACAUUGUCCACGCCUUCCACAGGAAGAACAACGAACGGCAGUGAGGACGCAGACCUCCCAGGAAGGGGAACUACACCAACAUCCACCUCCAGUUCGGGUCCUUCAAAAAACCGGAUAUCGUUCCUGCCGAGCGACAGGCGCGGCAGGGUUUUCUCGAGCACCACUGCUGUGAGAAAUACGUCUAAAGCAAACCCGAUUCUGCGUUUUCGCGGUCUUGAAACGCCCGGUUUGUCCGAGACAGACGAGCCCGCGCGUUUGCUGAAGGAGAAUACCACUGGCGCCGCGCUGUUUGAGAUGCUGCCCGCGAUCGUGGAGAAAACGGCGAGCACCUUCGCGAACGUGUUGAAGAAGGCCCACGCGCCGGGACCCAAUCGCAUGCCGGCACUGGAUGCGGACACCGCGAAGCAGAUCCGGAAAGACAUCCUCAAGGAAACCGUGCUGCGCGAAAUCCUGAGCCGCGUUUUCACUGCCCAUAAUGAGCAGCAGAAAGCCUUCGCGCAGGACGCCGGCCUCCUCGCGACGCCGAACGGCUAUCAUGGGGAUUGGAACCCGGACUUAAACGCGUUGACGGCGGAAACAAUACAGGAAUUGAUGACAAAAGGGUACGCUUUCCAGGACGACUUUCUCCCGAGAUCCGAGCCGCGGAAUCGCGACACCACAAACUCCGCGUCUCUGUCGAGCGGGAGAACCAGAAGCGGGCCCGGAGCGGCUCAGUCCGCGUUCAAAAGCUCCGCUUCGGGGCAGUCGGAGUACGUGAAAAACUUGUGGAAAAUCGACUGCGAAAAAGUCUUCAAGGAGCUCGAGACGUUGGACUUUGAAGUGGGUAUGUUCCAGGCGGUCAUUCAGCAGCAGCAGGUCGGCUUGCGGAGUGACCGCAUCUGCUUUUCUUCCCUGGACAGCCUGAACCGCAUGCGCCACCCCAUGCUGCGCAAACUGUACCAGUGUCUCAUCUCGCUGCCGUUUGAGCUCAACAAAAAGUGCAACCUGCUGUUGCAAGGUAAUCAUGAUAUUCAUUGAGUGAGCAUGCUACAGCUACACUCAACGACGGUUCUGGUCGCGAAAGUAAUAUGCUGUGUGGCGUACAAAUACAAUUACCUGCCAAAAAGACGGGGAAUUAGAGAGAUGAGUUCCGCCGGAAAAUAACUACGAAGGAGUAUGUAUCCUAUCAUCUCAACAUCUUCUCAUGCUUUUUGUCAUUAACCUUUUCUCGAAUAAAAAUCCAGGAACGGGAACUUUCCAACUCGGUGUGUAUCACGCCAACGGCGCGUUCUACAAGAAGCAUCUGGACGGCGGCUAUCGGGAGCGCGACAACGGGCGAAAGAUCACGUGUAUCUUUUAUCCCAACGACAACGACGUGUCUGCGUUGCGGGUGCACGAUCCGAAAACGGGAGAAACGAAAGACAUCUUGCCGAAGGCUGGGCGACUGGUGCUUUUGCAGGCACGAGAUGUCCCACAUGAAGUUUUGCCAAAUGUGUCGAAAAAGAAACGAUUUGCCGUGUCCAUGUACUUGAACGGACCAGCGCAGAACUAGAAAACAAAGCACGGAGCAUCCAGUUAUUUACUCACUUAUGCUGUGUGGUCACAAAAUUUUAUAUGGUGCUUGCGUCUGUGGAUCUCCAGCCACGGACUCGAUCGGUGAAGAUCGAUGAGGUAUCUCCUUCAUCCGUGUUUGAUAAAGCUCGUUUUUGUGUGUUGUGCAGCGAUGUAAAAACGUGAAUGUCUGUCAUUUCGCUUGUGAUUCGGCAAAUGAAAAGUCAGCAUAGAGUCGUAGGUUCUGGCUUUCUGACGAGAGCGCCUGCGUGUAGUCUGCUCUAUUUUGCACAAUCAAGUUCUUCGAUACCGAAUGCGGGGAUGAACACAAUGUAUUCUCACGCACACGUGAUGAUUGAUGCCUUUUCUCUAAUACGUGCGACGGAAUGCUCCGAUGAUGAGCUACUCCUGUAUAAACCAGCUCGGAAUAUGUACAGUGAAAUAUCGAAG
Molecule: messenger RNA, 3026 nt
Organism: Amoebophrya sp. A120
Lineage: Eukaryota; Dinophyceae; Syndiniales; Amoebophryaceae
Source: the annotation of a GenBank genome assembly